Molecule: messenger RNA, 2275 nt
Organism: Oryctolagus cuniculus (rabbit)
Lineage: Eukaryota; Metazoa; Chordata; Mammalia; Lagomorpha; Leporidae
Source: RefSeq, a predicted model, not a curated record
CCCUGACUGGCAGAUGGGGUGGGAGCCGGCCUGGAGGGGGGCUCAGAGCCAGUAAGCAGGACGCCGGGGACCAGGCACGGUGGGGAACCUGGGCCCCUUGGGUCCCGGGGAGGAAUCCCGCAGGGGCUGGGGGGCUUGGGGCUGCUGCUUUGUCUCUCCGUCCUGAGCCUUAUGUAAGACUUUUUCUCGGGAAACAGGAAGUCCUGCUUGCCAAGUUCAGCACAGGGAGUAGUGAGGCCUCAUUCCAACACACCCGGCCUGGCUUUAACCCCAGCACUCGGCCAGCUUCUUGCUUCUGGUUCUCCUCUCCACCGACCCCCGCCCCUCUUUUCCUGCCCUCAGUCACCCCUGGAGCUUCCCCCGUAAUCGUGCCCAUGCCUGAGCCGGGGGGUCUUCCACCCUCACCCCCCGACCCUUGACACUGGCCAGCUUAUCCCCCCAUCCCUGCUCCUGGCACCAUGCCCCAGAGCCAACCAACCUUCCCUCCCCCAACUCUGGGGCCGCCCCUGGGUUCCUGCGCUCUGGCCGCUCCUCCUGGGUGUCACUGGCAGCCCUGUUCUUCCUAGAGAGACUGGCACCAAAUUCUCCUGAGGCUGGGGGCUUCUCAGGACGACACUUGCCCCGCAGCGGGGUGCCGGGAGCACCAACAGUACCCCUAGCUCGCUUUCCUCCUCCCUCCUUUUUAUUCUCAAGUUCCUUUUUAUUUCUUCCUUGCGUAACGCCCUUCUUCCCUUCUGCACCACUGCCUGCACCCCCACCCUCCCGCCAACUCUGUCACCCCACUCCUGAGGCCAUAGCUGUUGGCAGGGUCCCGGGCUCAUGCCAGCCUCAUCUUCUUUCUUGCUAGCCCCCAAAGGGCCGCAGGGCGACAUGGGGGGCCCGGUCCGAGAGCCGGCACUCUCAGUCGCUCUCUGGUUGAGUUGGGGGGCGGCCCUGGGGGCUGUGGCUUGUGCCAUGGCUCUGCUGGUCCAACAAACAGAGCUGCAAAGCCUGAGGAAAGAGGUGAGCCGGCUGCAGAGGAGUGGCGGGCCCUCCCAGAAGGGGCACGAGUACCCCUGGCAGAGCUUCUGGGAGCAGAGCCCCGAUGCCCUGGAAGCCUGGGUGAAUGGGGAGAGACCCCGGAGAAGGAGAGCACUGCCCACCCAGAAACAGAAGAAGGACUCUGAUGUCACAGAGGUGAUGUGGCAGCCAGCUCUUCGGCGUGGCAGAGGCCUGGAGGCCCAAGGAUACGUUGUGCGAGUCUGGGACACUGGAGUUUAUCUGCUGUACAGCCAGGUCCUGUUUCAUGAUGUGACUUUCACCAUGGGUCAGGUGGUCUCCCGGGAGGGUCAGGGAAGACAGGAGACUCUAUUCCGAUGUGUAUGCAGUAUGCCCUCUGACCCGGAUCGGGCCUACAACAGCUGCUACAGUGCAGGUGUCUUCCAUUUACACCAAGGAGAUAUUCUGAGUGUCGUAAUUCCCCGGGCAAGGGCAAAAUUCAGCCUCUCCCCACAUGGCACCUUCCUGGGGUUUGUGAAACUGUGAUUGUGUGUUAUCGAACGUGGUUCUGAGCUUGGAAGACCAGCGUGGUACCUAUCGGAUACAGCCAGGAGCCGACUAGACAAAAGGACAGUGCAUGGGCAAGGGGCUGAGACCGCUUCUGGGGUUUGACUCGAGUCUCUGUUCCUCCCUCUUCCCUCUCCACUCCCAGUGCCCCAGCCUUUGACGUAGUGGACAUUAAAGAGCUAGAAUGUCUUGCUUUUAGCCCCCACCCAAAUUCUUGUGUGCGUCUGUGGUGGCGGGGGCCGUGCCAGGCAUGGUGUAGACCUGCCACCUUCGGGUCCGCUGGAACGCAUCCAGGACAGCACCACCAUCUAGUGGCAGCUGGAGGGACUCGCUCUGCCUCCUGGCAGCAGGCCACGGAGCCGCCCUCCGCUCGGGGAAAACCCCGGUUCCCUCUGCCUCUUCACUCCACCAGACGCCGCCGGCUCACUUCCUUCUCUCCGUCUGCUGCGCGCGCUUCCACCGCCAUCCUACGGGUCUCGCUAUCACGCGCCCGUCUGCGGCGGGGGCCCGACAACGACGACGGGCUCUGUGCGGGACCCACGUUUUGCCUUUCACGCUCUCCAUUCGCGUGGCGUGGCAGGCACUCACCCGAGGCCUCUCCGGGCUGGGACUGGCCCCCGGCAGCCUUGGCUAAAUCGUACGCCCCCGCGCGGGUCCUGCCUCCCUCCUCUGAGCUCGCUCUUCGGCUCAAGCCCUGCCUAAAGUUGAAUAAAUUGAAUGAAUGAAGGGA